This is a messenger RNA of Danaus plexippus (monarch butterfly), 781 nucleotides long. Its product is annotated as peroxiredoxin-5, mitochondrial-like. The transcript has 3 exons. Lineage: Eukaryota; Metazoa; Arthropoda; Insecta; Lepidoptera; Nymphalidae. Gene Ontology annotation, molecular function: thioredoxin peroxidase activity. Gene Ontology annotation, cellular component: mitochondrion; cytoplasm; peroxisome. The record is from RefSeq and is a predicted model, not a curated record. Bases 82 to 651 code for a protein of 189 amino acids. Gene Ontology annotation, biological process: cellular response to oxidative stress; hydrogen peroxide catabolic process; cell redox homeostasis.
UGUCAAUAUAAGGUGAAGGUUUUAUUAGGGAAGUCAAUCGAUUCAAAGAUAAAAAAUUAAUGAGAAAUCAGUCAAAUACAAAUGUUGCUCACGACCGCGUCAAUUAUUCGAGGUGUUUCUGCAUUAGCGAAACAAUCGUCAAGUAGAGCGGUACACACCACUCUUUACGCUAUGGCUCCUAUUAAGGUCGGUGACAAACUGCCGUCGGUAGAUCUGUUUGAAGAUUCGCCGGCGAACAAAGUGAAUAUUUGUGAUCUAACGUCGGGUAAGAAGGUUGUUUUGUUCGCGGUGCCCGGCGCCUUCACGCCGGGAUGUUCUAAAACGCAUUUGCCAGGAUACGUGCAGAAUGCGGAGAAACUUAAGUCAGAGGGGGUGUCGGAGAUCGUCUGCGUAUCGGUGAACGAUCCCUACGUCAUGGCAGCCUGGGGGGCCCAACAUAACACAAAAGGAAAGGUUCGCAUGCUAGCUGACCCAAGCGGUAACUUUGUCAAAGCCCUUGACCUCGGAACAAAUCUUCCACCGCUGGGAGGUUUACGUUCCAAAAGGUUCUCUAUGGUCGUUGAUGACAGCAAGGUGGAAGAGCUGAAUGUGGAACCUGAUGGAACUGGUCUAUCCUGCUCCCUCGCCGAUAAGAUCAAAGUGAAGAAAUAAUCAUACCUAUUAUUAGAAGUAACGUCCCAAUCAGACAAUCAUCGCAUCCUUAACACAAUGCCUUAUAUAGUUGUGGCAGCACCCCUUGUGAUAUGAGUGUAUAUAUUAUAUGCCUUUAAACUAUUAUAUA